AUGGGAGGAUGUAGUGUGCUUGUUCUGAGAAUAGUCUUCAUUGUGUUGACCGUCAUGAGCAUGAUCAACACCAUGGCUGCUUUGUACAUGCCUGAUUGGAUGUCGUUCAAUUGCUUUUUUAAUACAUGUCAUGUUGGACUGUUUCGGUCUUGUAUAAAUUCUGUGUGCGGAGAGGUAAGUUCUUCAUAAAUAGGUGGUGGGGGGAUGUAUAAUAUGAGGUGGGUGUGUAUAAUGAGGGGGCGGUAUAACGUUAGGGAAGGGGUGUGUUUUCUAAGGAAUCACAACUAUUUGUAGCGUUCUAUAAUGUGUUAUAGUAUAGUAAUAUACAUGAUACUAGAAGUAUAGUGUAGGUAUGACAAUAUAAUCCUAAUAUGACAAACUUUGUCUAGGCAAGCGCGCCAUCUGCCAAAGUUACAGCCGUCAUCGUGAUACUGUCGUUGCUCUUCCAAAUUGGCGCCCUGAUAUACGCGAUCUGCACUUACUGUAUUGUCAAAAUUGCCACUAUGUUCACUCCGGCUGGAGUACUAACUGGAGUUGGUGCGUUUCUCAACAUUGUUGCUUUGGUCUACUGGAUGACACAAGCUCCAAGUGGUACGGUUUUUACGAUAUAAGAGGAGGUUAGGUUCAAUUAAAGAAUUUUUGUGGAUGAGAAGAGUAAUUUUUUAAGGGAGGGGUGAAGGAAAAACUUUUUGAGAUGAGGAGAGGGGGGGGGGCGUUUUUGAUUAUAAAAACAUAUUACGUAUAGAAAUGUGGAUCUCAGGCGUUAUAUUACCUAUAAACAUGUUGACUAUAACGAAAGUUGACUGAAGUAUAUUUUACGUUCAGAUUACGAAAUGAAAGAGGGCAAUCUUCUCAAUUCGAAAACCUACAGUCUUCACGGAAUGAUUUUAUCUUCUAUUCUACUGAUUGUGGGCUCCAUUAUCGCCAUGUUCGUCCAACAUAUGAUCAAAACGGGCAGAAUGAAGUGA
Bursaphelenchus okinawaensis is the source of this 968-nucleotide messenger RNA. NCBI's taxonomy places the organism in Eukaryota, Metazoa, Nematoda, Chromadorea, Rhabditida, Aphelenchoididae. The record is from the annotation of a GenBank genome assembly.